GCGGGGCCUGGACUGGUUCCGCGGUGCCGGUACACGGGGCUGCGCGGGGUGGGUAGCGAAGGUAGCCGGCUGGCAUUGUGGGCACAGCCUAGGCUGGACCCCUGCGUCGCGGCCUGGACACCGGAUCCGGCAAGGCGUGGAGAAAAACUACCUGAAUACUACUUCUCUAGUUCUUGUGAAGGGGUGAAAGUGUCCUCUUGGCUACCUGACUCAAUGGGAAGGAAGAAUUUUUCCAUUCCACCCAGCUGGACCACUAGAUUUCACCACACUUGCCUGUGACCGCUCCUCUGGGAUAAGCUGAGACGGAAGCAUCCAGCAGUGGCUUUCACAUCUUUACCUGCCAUGAUGAAAAGUUACAUAAGAUCUUCCCUGAUCUACAUGUAAUCAACAAAUUUGUCAAACUCCCGUGUGAUCUACAACCUUCACAAGUAGACAAAAUGAAGCUAAAGCAUACUAUCAAUCCUGUUCUUCUGCAGUUAAUACACUUGAUAAUAUUGGUAUACUCAUUUAUAACAUACAUUCCAUGGUACAUACUAUCUGGCUCAAGACAGACUGUAGCAAAAUCAAAACAAAUUAAAGCUAAACCUGUGAAAAACAAACCUGGUAGUCCAUACAGGUCUGUUAACAGUUUGCAUUGCUUAGCUUCGGUUUUAUAUCCUGGAUGUGACACACUUGACAAAGUUUUCAAGUAUGCUAAAACUAAAUUUAAGGACAAAAAACUCUUAGGAACACGUGAAGUCCUAAAAGAGGAAGAUGAAAUCCAGCCCUCUGGAAAAGUUUUUAAAAAGGUCAUCCUUGGAAAAUACACUUGGCUCUCAUAUGAUGAAGUCUACGUUAAAGCUACUAAUUUUGGAAAUGGCUUAGCAAUAUUGGGGCAGCAACCGAAGACUAACAUUGCCAUCUUCUGUGAGACUAGAGCAGAGUGGAUGAUUGUUGCACAGGCCUGCUUUAUGUGCAAUUACCAACUUGUUACGCUGUAUGCUACGUUAGGAGGCCCAGCAAUAGUACAUGGACUAAAUGAAAGUGAGGUGACAACCAUCAUUACUAGUAAAGAACUGAUGCAAACAAAAUUGAAGGAAAUUGUUUCUCAGGUUCCACUAUUGCGGCAUAUUAUUACUGUGGAUGGCAAACCAACAACAUGGUCAGAAUUCCCCAAGGGUAUCAUUGUUCACACUAUGGCUUCUGUGCAAGCAAUGGGGGCCAAGACAGAUAAUGUAAGCAAACAGCAGGCCAGGCCUGUACCCUCAGAUAUUGCAGUAAUCAUGUACACAAGUGGAUCUACAGGACUUCCAAAAGGAGUCAUGAUUUCUCAUUGCAACCUUAUUGCUGGUAUAACUGGGAUGGCUGAAAGAAUUCCUCAUUUGGGGGAAAAAGACAUUUAUAUUGGAUAUUUGCCUCUUGCUCAUGUUCUGGAAUUAAGCGCUGAACUUGUUUGUCUGUCUCAUGGAUGCCGUAUUGGCUACUCAUCACCCCAGACGUUAGCUGAUCAGUCCUCUAAAAUAAAGAAAGGAAGCAAAGGAGAUAUUACUAUGCUUAGACCUACGCUAAUGGCAUCUGUACCGGAAAUCAUGGAUCGGAUCUACAAAAAUGUCAUGAAUAAAGUGAAUGAAAUGACCAGUUUCCAAAGGAAUCUGUUUAUAUUGGCCUACAAUUACAAAAUGGAACAGAUUUCAAAAGGCUAUACUACGCCACUUUGUGACAGCCUUAUUUUCCGGAAAGUACGAAUGCUGCUAGGUGGUAAAAUUCGCACCCUACUAUGUGGAGGAGCUCCACUUUCUGCUGCAACUCAGAGAUUUAUGAACAUCUGUUUCUGUUGCCCUGUGGGACAGGGAUAUGGACUAACUGAGUCAGCUGGGGCUGGAACAAUCACUGAAGUUUGGGACUACACUACAGGGAGAGUAGGGGCACCUUUGGUUUGCUGUGAAAUCAAAUUAAUGAACUGGAAAGAAGGUGGAUAUUAUAAUACUGAUAAACCAUAUCCUAGAGGUGAGAUUCUUAUUGGAGGCCAAAAUGUGACCAUGGGCUACUACAAAAACGAAGAACGAACCAAAAAAGAUUUCACUGUGGAUGAGAAUGGACAGAGGUGGCUCCAUACUGGAGACAUUGGGGAGUUCCAUGCAGAUGGAUGUCUAAAAAUAAUUGAUCGUAAGAAAGAUCUUGUAAAACUCCAGGCUGGAGAAUACGUCUCUCUUGGCAAAGUUGAAGCAGCUUUGAAGAAUCUGCCACUGGUAGAUAAUAUUUGUGCAUAUGCAAGCAGUUUCCAGUCGUAUGUCAUUGCAUUUGUUGUGCCAAAUCAAAAGGAGCUUACAGAGCUAGCUCGGAAGAAAGGAUUUAAAGGAACCUGGGAAGAGAUCUGUACCAGUGCUGAAAUGGAAAAAGAGGUACUGAAGGUAGUAGCUGAAGCUGCUAGCUCAGCUCAUCUGGAGAAAUUUGAAAUACCAUUGAAAAUUCAUUUGAGCCCCGAUCCUUGGACUCCUGAGACUGGUCUGGUGACAGAUGCCUUCAAAUUAAAACGCAGAGAGCUCACAUCACACUACCAGGUGGACAUUGAUCGAAUGUAUGGAAAAACAAAAUAAUUCUUUUCCUGCGCUUCUUUGCUACAGUGAGCUCAGAUCAAAUAGGAAAUACUUGAAUCUCAUGUCUCAGUACUUGAGACCAACACACAAAAACACCUUUCCUCAUUUUCAGCUUAAACUGUUACUUCUGAUAACAUCAACAUCUUUACCUGUCAGGAUUAGUAAAAUGUUAAGGCAGCAAA
Molecule: messenger RNA, 2758 nt
Organism: Mauremys reevesii (Reeves's turtle)
Lineage: Eukaryota; Metazoa; Chordata; Testudines; Geoemydidae
Gene: ACSL3
Product: acyl-CoA synthetase long chain family member 3
Exons: 17
Coding region: 438-2576 (712 amino acids)
Biological process (GO): neuron differentiation; long-chain fatty acid metabolic process; long-chain fatty-acyl-CoA metabolic process
Cellular component (GO): lipid droplet; endoplasmic reticulum; plasma membrane
Molecular function (GO): long-chain fatty acid-CoA ligase activity
Source: RefSeq, a predicted model, not a curated record